Messenger RNA from Alosa sapidissima (American shad), 955 nucleotides. Its product is annotated as transcription factor 23-like. Gene Ontology annotation, molecular function: RNA polymerase II transcription regulatory region sequence-specific DNA binding; DNA-binding transcription factor activity, RNA polymerase II-specific; protein dimerization activity. Bases 261 to 794 code for a protein of 177 amino acids. Lineage: Eukaryota; Metazoa; Chordata; Actinopteri; Clupeiformes; Clupeidae. Gene Ontology annotation, biological process: regulation of transcription by RNA polymerase II; developmental process. The record is from RefSeq and is a predicted model, not a curated record. The transcript is spliced from 3 exons.
UGGGUAGCCUAGACCCGUGGGAGGCAAAGAAUUGGUGGGAGGAAAUAACAGCGCAAUUCAAGAUCCUGGCAUUACCUCACCAGUAAAGGAUAAGACGAGGGAAAGGAAUUGCUACAUAAUUAAAAAGCAAAACCUCUGAACAGAGAGCACAAUCAUGAGAUCAGGCUUGCUAAAGGACUCUAAAACCAUAGUGUGGAUCAUUUAAACAGACAGUAUUUUAGGUACCAAUUUUGAUAAUUCUAUGAAGUUGACAUCUUUCUAUGGAUAAGCAUCUGAAGAGUGCUUCAUUUGACUCAUUGGAUAUGGAUGUAACCAAGGCGGGAAACCUGGUCUGUGAGAGAGUGGCCCCUCCAGGCUCCACAAAGGUAACUCUUAGUGACACAGAUAAAUGGAUGAAGGUAGGAAUGGUUGGACCAAAAGGGAUGAAGUCUCACAAUUGUCCUGAGAAUGCAGCUCGUGAGAGGAGUCGGGUGAAAAACCUGCGAGAGGCAUUCCACAGGUUGCAGGCCGCACUACCCUCUGUCCCUCCAGACACCAAGCUCUCAAAGUUGGAUAUACUUGUUCUGGCCACAAACUACAUUGCCCACCUCACAGAAACAUUGGAUCAGAGCAGGUGCUUCAGUGAUCACACUUUUUCAAGCAAGGCUGGUGGAUUUCUGCAUCCCGUUAAGAAAUGGCCGAUGCGCUCUCUGCUGUAUUGUGGAAGUAUGGACAAAUGGCUUACAGGCAUUCCAGCCAGCCAGGAGACAACCACUGCAUCCCCAGUGACCCCCAAACGUUCAGUGAAUAUGUAAUGCAUUUGCAGUUCUAUCUUAUGUUUGCUUUGCAUACUGGGAAUUCACCACUCACAUUUUCAAAGGAGUUAAUUCAUGGCCCCAAUGGAUGGUUGUGAUCUCAAAUCACUGAACACUAACAAGCAAUAAAACUUUUUGUAUCAUUAAACAUUUACAACCCA